This is a messenger RNA of Lecanosticta acicola, 1170 nucleotides long. The record is from the annotation of a GenBank genome assembly. Lineage: Eukaryota; Fungi; Ascomycota; Dothideomycetes; Mycosphaerellales; Mycosphaerellaceae.
AUGGCACCGCGACCGAACCAAGUGAACCUUGCUGAGAAUGGAGAUGUAUUGCUCUUCUGCGGCAAUGGCAGUGGCGACAGCCUCCAGUGAGUCUCGCCAUACUCGGACAGCUUUGAGGGCGAUACAGCUAACAAAAUGAGCCAGAAUCAACAUCCUUGCCUCCUCAUACACACUCAGCCGCGCUUCUCGCAUCUUUCACUCCGAGAUCUGGUCUCGAUUUGCCGACGAAACCAGAGACCCUGAGUCUCAGAUCAUCAUCUCGCUUCCGGAUGACCCACAGAGCGUGCUCAUCCUCUGCAAGGCUCUACACACGGAGAGUCUUGAUGUCAGAGAGUUAGACUUGGAGUCUCUUGAGAGGUUGAGUAGGCUGGUGGACAAGUACGACUGCUCUGCUGUCAUGCGUAAGAUCACCGGCCAUCGGUUCAGGGGCGACUUGGGGACUUCGCUGGACGACGACCGCUUGGCGUUACUGGUGAUGAGCUAUCAGCUUGAGGAUAAGGUGAGAUUUCAGCAGAUUGGGUGGCAUCUGCAGAUGUGGAACUCCACGGACAUCUGGAUCAUUUCAGAGGUGGAGGAUGAGAACGGGAUCCUACGGCGAGUUGCGGGUGAGUUUAAAUCGCUGGACAAGUGUUGUACGGGAGACUAAAAAAACUCACAGAGGGCCUGAACACGCAUCGAAACGGUAUCAGGGGAGCAGUGGGCCAGAAGAUCGAAAGGAUCCUGCAUCGAGAACUGGGAAAGCACGGCUUCUUCCAAGGCGAUGGUCCUCCUCCUUCUUCUUCCUGCCAAUGCUUCAACGCUUGGGUCGAGGGGUUGAUGCGUAAGCUCAGUCGCGGAAUGCUCUGGCCUGCGGAUUCUCUCGAUUAUCGAUCUCUCUCCGAGGCUUGCAAGGCGUUGCGGGAAUUGCAGGCGGAUUGGCCAGCACGAGAUGGUGCUUGCCAGACCGGGUGCACGAGAACGUACAUGAAGACGGUGGCGGGGAUCAUCAAGCGGCUCAAAUUGCUUCCUGAGAGGGUGGAAGAGCAGUUGCUGCGGAUUUGCUUGAAGUGUGUCAUAAAGGGGGAUCUAGGGAGCCUGGAAAACAGGUGCGAGAGGCAUGUGAUCUGGCCUUGUAGUCCGGAGGAGAUCGAGGCAGACGAUAAGCGCAGGAAGUUGAAACGUGAGUACUAG